This is a messenger RNA of Falco peregrinus (peregrine falcon), 2374 nucleotides long. It is a transcript of the gene NECAB1, whose product is annotated as N-terminal EF-hand calcium binding protein 1. NCBI's taxonomy places the organism in Eukaryota, Metazoa, Chordata, Aves, Falconiformes, Falconidae. Gene Ontology annotation, biological process: regulation of amyloid precursor protein biosynthetic process. The coding region runs from base 1087 to 1965 and encodes 292 amino acids. The record is from RefSeq and is a predicted model, not a curated record. The transcript has 12 exons. Gene Ontology annotation, cellular component: cytoplasm. Gene Ontology annotation, molecular function: calcium ion binding.
GAAAACUGUCCUUUGAUGAAUUCAAAGCUUACUUUGCUGAUGGAGUUCUGAGUGGAGAAGAACUGCAUGAACUUUUUCACACCAUUGAUACACACAAUACUGAGCUUCCUGAAAGCUGCUGCGCAAAUCACUUUGGACAAUAACUUUCUCAUUAUUCAAGUUCCCCAUUCUAACUGAAGAUAAAUUCAGCACCUAAAUACUUUUCCAUUUUUACUUUUAGUCCAUUUGCAGCUGUGUUGCUCCUGUCAAUAGGACUAACAGUGAUGUUCUGCUGACAGCAAUGCUGAAAGCCUCCGAGCCACUCCCUUGCUGUGUUGCUACCACAGUGCUGAGGAUACUGCAGAAGAACAAGGACCAGAAUGGAUUUUAAUAUGAAAUUUGAAAAGAGAGCAUGAAUGUGACUGGCUAACAAUGUGAGAGGCCAUUUUAAACACAGAUAUCAAGCUGUACUUUAAGAAAUGCAGAAAUGCCUUUUACAAACAGAAGGUGUUAGGGCAGAUGAUGUGAUGGGGCAGGAAAUGCAGGGACAAUGAACAAAGAGAGGGCAUCAUAAAAGCAAACUCCUGACAUUUAACAUCAUCCUGUUCUGUCACUGCUUUUUGACUCAGACAGUCUUCCAGCUUUCAGGUUUUCAGUUUGCAUCCAAGGAGUGAACAUCUGGACUGUUCAAAAAAGAACUGCUGGACUGCAGAAGUGAUUGGUCAAGCACUUUUGAUCAUUCAUGCCAUAGUGGUCCAUGGUGGACAGCAUUAAGGGGUCGCAGCCACUUUUUCUCAUCACGUUUGUUGUUGUAAGAGUUAAGUUUCUCAGCUUCAGCACCAAUUCUUACAGACUAUGGAUUCCCUUACACCUGCUACAAAAGCCACUGGAAAAAUCAGAUGGAAGACUCCAUUGCAGCCAUCCAACUUGGCCAGUUCAAAUGCAGAUAAGGUCACCUUCAGUUAAUAAAAGUUGUGGGAGAAUCUCGUUUACAUCAUCAAUUAAAAGCAUUCAGAAGUUUUUACAGCCCUGAGUAUGAAACUCUGUGACAACCCAGGAUCCUGCAAUUUCUGUCUGUUUCUCUCCCUCAUGAAAUAAAGGUCAUGUAUGGAAGUUAGCAUUGGUGAAAGUGAAUUUAAGAUAAUACUGUGUCAUCAUUUUAUUAAAAGCAAUCUGGACACAGAAGAGCUCUGCGAAUAUUUUUCCCAGCACUUGGGAGAGUAUGAAAAUGUUCUGUCUGUCUUGGAAGACUUAAACUUAACCAUACUGAAGGCAAUGGACAAAACGAAGAAAGGCUAUCAGGAAGCUUCUAAUUUGGAGCAGUUUGUGACUCGCUUUCUUUUGAAGGAAACACUGAACCAGCUUCAGUCCCUCCAGAACUCCCUGGAGUGUGCCAUGGAAACCACGGAGGAGCAGUCUCGGCAGGAGAGACAAGAUCCAACAAAACCAGAAGUGCUCUCAAUUCAAUGGCCGGGAAAACGCUCAGCUCGAAGGCUUCAGAGGAACAACAGCUUGUCGCCAAAUAGCCCUCAUUUUAGCACAGGUUGGAUUGAGGAAGAUAGCCAGUGGAUGACCCAGAUAAACAGACUUCAAAAGCUGAUUGACAGGCUGGAAAAGAAGGACCUAAAGCUUGAGCCAUUCGAAGAGGAAGUUUUGGAAGAAAAUGCAAAAUCUCACAUAAUGAUUGUUCAACGUCAAAUGUCUGUGAUAGAAGAAGAAAUUGAGGAAUUCCAGCUUGCUCUGAAGCAGUAUGUGGAAUCUGCUUCUACUCAGGGUGGCUGCUUGCAUGUUUCCAUACAGAAGCUUCCAAGUGAUUCCCGGUUCAUUAUUUAUGAGUUCUGGGAGAACAGCAAUGCCUGGAAUAGCCACCUCCAAAUGAGUUACAGCAAGACAUUCCAAAGAAGUAACGUGGACUUCUUGGAAACCCCAGAGCUCAUCACAACAAUGCUAGUCCCUGCAUCAUGGUGGGUCCUCAAAAACAACUAGAAGCUAUGGUUCCAAGUAGCGUUAAUGUUGCAUUGUUUUUCAUUAUGGUACCAUUCAUAUAGCAGUGUACAGGUAUGCUAGGUUAUGAAUUUAUGAUGUGGUAUUGUUUGUUAUUAUGGAUGUGAUCUUUUCCAUUUUAAAAUAUGGGAAAUUGCAUAUUUAUUACCUUCUCAUGACUAGUUCUGUGAAAAGAUGCAUUCUAAAAGCUGAAAAACAGACAACUAUGCUAAACUGUUUAUUGUGUAUAUUCAGUCCGAACUGUCACAGAAAAUCACAACUUGACUGGUAUGACUUAAGUAUUUGUGAAAAGUUUUAGUCUUACAUUAAUAAACAAUUGUUACUUAAUGCUGCUGUUUUCUCCUUUUACAGAAGAAUUGGUUAUGAACAUCAACACACAUUUUCAUACAUC